Molecule: messenger RNA, 1431 nt
Organism: Lichtheimia ornata
Lineage: Eukaryota; Fungi; Mucoromycota; Mucoromycetes; Mucorales; Lichtheimiaceae
Exons: 4
Coding region: 1-1431 (476 amino acids)
Cellular component (GO): cytoplasm
Source: RefSeq, a predicted model, not a curated record
AUGAUGAUAGACGACACACCCAACUGGUUGGGUGGACCUUUGACUGAUGAAGUCUUAUCACAAUCACAAGAUCAAAAAGAUCAACAAAAGCAUCAUCAUCAACGUCAAAGCAGCGCAAUGGAAAGUAUGCUAUUUGAUCAAGAACGCGAAAAAAUGAUGCAAUACGAGGCAAUGAUGCCUUAUCGUCGACAUUCGCUUGCACAUCAUGAAUCACUCCUGCAGCACAAGACAUCCACUACAGCAACAUCAUCGCUACUCUCGUCCUCUGGAGGACCAUGGUUAAGCGAAAAACGAGCAUCCUUCUCUUCAGCUGCAUCCUUUUCAAGCCAAAUUGAUCCAUUUGGUGUAUGGUCACCUAAAAAGAUGCCUUCCUUGUGGGAAUCAAACACGAGUAACAACAACAACAACAACAACAACUAUUCAACUUCCCCUGCCCCUACCUCGUCAUCAUCAUCAUGCUCCCCUCCUUCCCCACCAGGCAUAGUAUCAUCACCAUCAUCAUCCCUAUUCCAACAACCACCAUCAUCAUCACAAUUCUCGCAGUAUCGUUUUCCACUUGGUGGUGGUGGUAUGGAUCAUUGUGCUCCACCUUCAGCUGAUAUGCGAUUGGGUCGUCGUUUGUCAUUAGCACCACCCAAUACGACCACACCGAAUCAGGACAUGAUGCAUUAUGCAAAGUCGCGUGACAUGCUUUCAAGUGUACCUGAAGAACCCGGCUUGUUGCCAUACCGACGCCAUUCAUUAGCUGGACCGUUGUUGGGUGUGUCUCGUAACUUGGAUGAGCAACGACAACAGCAACGGCAGCUAGAUAAGUUUUUGCCAAGCAAUUUAUUGACAUCGGAUACGAUUAUGGAAGGUGAAGCCACCACUGUUGGGCAUCAUCAUCAUCAACAAGGUGAUAUGUGGUGCAUGGUUGAAUUCAAAGCCGGUCGAUCCGAGAUCUACUGCAGCUCGAUUCCAGUGGAAAAAGAUGAUUGGGUCAUUGUGGAAGCGGAUCGUGGCCGUGAUCUAGGCAAAGUGGUGGCUAGAGACCUACCAGUGGACCAAGUUGUGCUCUUGAUGCAACAACAACAAGCUUCCUCUUGGGAUCAUUCUCAAUCCGAUAACACAAACAAUGGUACAAACGCUCCACCAUCCACGCCUAAACGUAUCGUACGCCUUGCCAGUGCUGCCGAAAUCACUUUGUUAGUGACCAAACGACAAGAUGAGCAAAAGGCUCUUUUAAUCUGCCAAACAAAAAGCAAACAAAAGAAACUCAUGAUGGAUAUCGUCGACGCUGAAUACCAAUGGGAUCGUCGCAAGUUGACAUUUUACUUUGUUGCAGAGCGUCGUGUUGAUUUCCGAGAAUUAGUGCGAGACCUCUUCCGCAUCUACAAAACACGCAUAUGGAUGUGCUCUGUCAAUACCGUGGGUAAAAAACCUCCCAUGUAG